AGAAUAUUUCCCAGCCAAGUCGGCUCUCGCAUGCACGUACUUCAACACGAAUCAACAUACCUCCAUCGUCAUUCUAGGUUGCGUUCUAACUGAUUGGAACUUGAAUCUGAUCGAGCGCAGUUCCUGUCGGGAUGUUUCGGUCACUUCUUGCACCAUGGCAAAGUCACGAAGACUUCGCGCCCACUUUGCCUGCAAUUAACAUCACUGGCGGCGGUGCCUCAGAUCCCAGCAACAGCGGUGAACGUGUAGCAAAACAAACCAUGCGAGAUAUGAUAGAGGACUUGAAAGUAUCGGAGACAGUAGUCGCGAAGACGACUCUCCUGCAACGAAUUGCUACUCUCGUUCGUGAAGUACCCGAAACGAAAGACGCGUUUCGCAGUUCAGAUGGGUUUCUCUUGCUGGUUCACGUGCUCUCUACACUGUCGACGACGAUCGGACGACGAGGAUCCCAAUCGACGCGUGAUGUCGCGGCUUGUAUCAAGUCAGUUUUCACGUUGGCCUCCGAGGCUUUGAAGGGACAUGCAGCGAAUCUUGAGUUCUUCGAGGAAUUCAUUGGUUACUCUUCGCUUUCUGAUGCUGUGGACCCACUGGUCUGUAAUGCACUGACUGCGGAUGUGACGCUCGGGUGCUUGCUAGCUCUUUCAUUUGGUGAUCUAUUUCUUGUGGAAUUUUUCAGCUCGUUACGAACAAAAUUGCCUGAGACCGAAGCGAUGCACAUCCAUUUCCUGGAAUUUGCACCCGGUCUAGCCAGUAUCAGCCUUCCCGGAGCAUUCAAUGUUCUUUGGAGCUUUGUUCUGCGAACCAUGAAUACGGAUCGCGCCUUGAGGCUCGCUGUCUACCGGCUUCUAGAACAUCUGACGCAUAGCACGCAUAGAAAUCUCGCCAUCCUAAGCAUGCAAAAUAUCUUGCCACAUCUUUUCAAAUCGUGGAAGGCUAAUAUGAGUAGCGCCGGAGAUGACGAUAAGGAGCACCGUAUCCUAGCAAACAUUCUUCGCCGUCUUUUCGAAAUGGGUGCUAGUACCCAAAACUCGAGAGAUUUGCUGCAGUCCACUGCGAAGCAAGAUGGAACUGUAGAUGCAGACAUGUUCGAACUUCUGCGCUCAAGUGCAAAGUCGAGGUGGCCACAGCACUUCUCACUUGAUGGCCGUUCUGCAUUUGCAAUGUCGUCCACAGAAAUGAAGACUCUCCCUGCCCAUGGGUUCACAUUCAUGGCCUGGAUUUGGCUCGAAAGGAUGCCAUCGGAACCACAUAAGUUGCUCAGCAUAUCUUUUGGGCCCAACGAAGCCGUGGCUCUCUCUGUCGGUAGCAACGGGGCGUUAGCCUUGCGAACACGCGCCGUUCAAAAAGUUGAAAUGCUUCCAAAGUCAAAACUGACAACUUCUCGAUGGACUCAUGUCACCCUUGUGCAUCAUAACCAUAGAUCAUCGCAUCCUUCCGUCUGCUUGUUCGUUGAUGGCGUUCUAACUGACUCAUUGCAAUGGGCAUAUCCGAAGUUCGAUAAUAUGUCGCCUGCAACUUUCAUGGUAGGAGAUGACAUUGCCAAAGUUGAAUCUAGCUGGUGCGUGGCUUCUGCCUACCUGCUUUCCGUCGCACUCGAUGACGACAUUCCGAGAUUUAUACACCACCUGGGCCCCCGAUAUUCUGAUUCAUUCCAAGAUCAGACUCUCAUCAGGUUCCUGACGUACGAAGCGUCGACCUCGCUCAACAUGCAUAUUGCAGCUCAAGGUGCAUCGCUGCCUGAGAAUUCGCAACUCAAGAAGGCUAUUCGCGGAGAUUCGAUUAUUAGUGAUUCAUCGAUCAUAUUUCGUCUCGUCCCACAACCGCACGACAAAAAGUACCAAAUUGUGACUCGAGGCGAUGUAUUUACAGUAUGCUGUCAGACGCUGGACCUUGCCGUGUGGAAGAUUGGCGGGGCGGCUCUAUUGCUGCGCCUAGUAGCACUUGCUCAAACGCCGCAUGAACUUUCUAGAGCAUUAGGCGUCUUUUCUGACUGUCUUCGCAACAGUUGGCAAAACUCUGAUGACAUGGAAAGGUUACACGGUUAUGAUGUUCUUGCAAACACGCUGAGAGCUCGAAGUCAUCUCAUAAACAUGACUAGCUUUGAAACAUUGUUUGAAUUCCUUGGUCUAAAUUUCCGUUCUCCGGAUUUAUCCACUGUUGUCAACACCAUCGCAUACAGAGCCGUUGCACUUGACUUUGAGCUGUGGUCAAAAACUAGUACCGACAUCCAACGGGCUCAUCUCGAACAUUUCGCCUUCCUGUUGCGUGCCAGUCGAUAUAGAAAUUUCACCAUCAAGAUGCGAUUGUCGAAACUAGGCAUCGUGCGCAAGCUAUUAUUCGCCAUUCAGUCGACCUGGUACCCGCAAGAAUCUAUAUCACUUGUCGUCAACACGCUGGUGCUUGUUGCACAAUCAUCAUUUACAGCGGAGGAAGCGAUCAAACCAAUUGUUUCUUACAUAGCUGCCACCCUUGCUGAAGAGUCCCGAUCAUCGUCUUCAUCGUCACCUCGAUCAACAACGUCCCGUGGAGACUUGCUAAGAUCAAGUACGAGGGAUAAAGCCGAGCAAGUCCUUGAAGCCCUUGUUUCUAUGAUGCGCAUCCCUUCGCUUCACUCCAAGCUUGCUGGUGCACUUCCUAUGCCGCGGAUUUGUUUACUGUUGCUUGGGAGCCAACCUUCCACACAUACUGCCUGCCAAGUGCUUGGCAUGCUUGGCCUCACCCUGAAAGCCUCGUUGUCAUCUGGCAAAAACUUCGAGUCGGCUGGUGGUUGGGGCAUUCUCAGAACUGUGUUACCUCGAGUCUGGGAUCGCAGUGUACAUGAUGCAGCUUUAGAUAUCCUCCCUGGGCGCCCUGGAGAUAGAUCCGAUGAUGACUCAGGAUCUCCUCAAAUGUUGCCCGUGUUUCUCUUUGCGUUAUAUCAAGGACUGUCAAUCGGGAACAACAGUGCUGAGUCCGAUGACGCUCCCUCAAAAGAUGCGAUCAUCUGGAUUCUCGAUGACUUAACAAAGCUGCACGAGUCAAGUUCAUCGUUCCGCCGCGUCUUCAGGUCCCAGAGCACUGCCCAGCUACUUCUUGAUGGCCUCAAUAUAUUCUCUCCCAUGAGGCAGCCUCCCGGGGUCCUGGAUGCCAAAAUAUCCGUCAAACUAACGCACUUCGGAUUACUUGUAGCGAUGGGCAAGCACAUAUCUGCGUCUCAAAAGCAACAGAUUCUUGAUAUCGUUCGCCCUGGCGCUCAUCUUGCUCAGGCAGACACGGUCCGUAAAGCGUCUGCACAUCUUGAAGAAUGGCGAAAGACGAUUCUUGUUUCGGAGCGCAAACGCUUCAGACAGAUUCUAUUAGACUUGCAGGAAAAGCGACGUAGAAUCGCAUCUUUUGAAGAAAGUGUGUCUGCAUCAACGACCGAACGUGAUAUUUGGCCUCAUAUAGCUCGGAAACGUGUAUGGAAAUUGGACGAGACCGAAGGACCGCAUAGAGUCAGGUUAAAGAUGGAGAGCCUCUUGGAAAUGCUUGUGCAGGACUCGAGGUCUGCUGGUCUCGAGGAAGCUUCGCCAGCCUUGGGUUCAGAGUUACUGUCUCUGUCCCAGUCAGAACUUACUUCUCCGAAUACGGUGGUUGUUCCAUCUUGGACAGGCGAAGACGACGGUCAGCUUGCUGAAGAGAUAACCGAGGACAAACUCAGGAGAGUGAGGCAUCAACUCGAGCCUGGAGAUGUCAUCGAAGCUGUUAGUACUGUCUGCCGAAUAGCCGGCGUCGAUUCUUUUCUUGGCAUGUUGAUCUUCGGGCGUACCCACCUGUACAUGUUGGAAGGCCUCGUAGAGAAUAGUGAAGGCGAAGUUAUUGACGCAGCUAAUGCGCCAGAAGGAUUGUUCCUUAUAUCUGGGAGUGCCGUGGACGUUCGGAACUCGCAUCGGGCUCAACGAUGGUCAUUAGAGCAAGUAUCAGGCUUCUCUGACAGGAUGUUCCUUUUCCAGGACGUAGGGUUCGAGAUCUUCUUCAAAGAUAGCCGUACACUGCUGGUUAUUUUCCUCGAUGGGUCACGUCGCCAAGCGGCUUCCCAGAUGCUCUUGUCGAUAGCCUUGAAAACGAGGACGUCCGAUCCCAGCCCCUCACCUGGAUCUAUUAUACCCAAAUCGCUUUUGAAAAGUAGAUCAUCCACUAGCGCAGUAGAGAAAGAGCUCCAAUUGGCGCAACGGCGCUGGCAGAAUAGAGAACUAAGCAAUUUUGGUUAUUUGAGUAUUCUCAAUCAAUCGUCGGGACGUACCCCAAACGAUGCAACUCAAUACCCCGUUUUUCCUUGGGUUCUCAAUGACUACGUUUCAGAGGUGCUGGAUCUUUCAUCUCCUAAUGUGUUUAGAGACCUCACAAAGCCUAUGGGAGCUUUGACUGCCGAGCGUCGUGAGGCUGCGGAAGCUCGCUAUGCUAACCUGAGCAGUGUUGACGAAGAACCAUUCCACUACGGAACACACUUCAGCUCGUCGAUGAUCGUUUGCCACUUCAAUAUUCGCAUGCAGCCGUUUACCAGUAUGUUCAAGACGCUACAGGGAGGAGACUGGGAUUUGCCCGAUAGGCUUUUCAGCGAUAUCAGGAGAGCGUAUUCAUUGGCAUCGCAUGACAUCCGAGGGGAUGUGCGUGAAUUGAUACCUGAAUUCUUUACUUGUCCAGAAUUCCUCGAGAAUUCAUCAAAUCUCGACUUCGGUAUUUCUCAAACUACCGGAGAACGGAUUCACAAUGUUAAACUGCCUGCGUGGGCGAAAGGAGACCCGUUCCUGUUCAUCGUAAUGCAUCGCCGUGUUCUUGAGAGCCAUUACGUCAGCGAGAAUCUUCCUGCUUGGAUAGAUCUUAUAUGGGGAUGCAAGCAACGAGAGGUGGAUUCUACGAACGUUUUUCACCCUCUCAGUUACGAAGGCGCAAUUGAUCUGGACAAAAUUACCAACGAUCUUGAACGACAAGCUACUGUUGGAAUUAUCCACAAUUUCGGGCAAACUCCCAAGAAGCUCUUUACCUCACCACAUCCACCUCGAAAUCUUGAAGGGUUCCUGAGUCUCCCUGUCACGAUAACCCGUGGUGUCCCUGAGGACGCACUUGCGUUAGUAAGAGAUUCGGAGCCUUUCAAGGUCGUGCUGGACGGUGCCGUGUCGAAUAUCUCUGCCGACCUGUUUGAUGGGAAAUAUGGCGGUGUGCGUCCGUUGCCUCGUGGAACGAUCGUCCUCCCUUCGAUUGGUCAUGAACAAAUCGAAUGGGAUCAGAACGCGAGUGACCGCUCACUGCGAUUGGUAUCCCAUGGAAAAGUCACACAAGUUAUCGAGCAAGUAGCACUCGCGUGUGCUGCCUUCGCGGACCAGGACACUCUAGUAACGGGUUCUGGUGAUAAUAUUGUGCGUGUUUGGCGCGUCAACCAAGGUCAAGUGGCGCCUUCGAGUUUUGUUGGAGCUUCGGGACGGUCUCGCAGGCAUGCAUCUUCAACGCUGUCGAUGACACAUCUCCUCAGAGGACACACUCAACGUGUGGCGUGUAUUGCAACAUCGCGUACAUGGUCCGUUAUCGUUAGUGGCAGCGAGGACGGGAGUGCCAUCGUUUGGGACCUGAACAGAGGGUCUUACCGACAUUCAAUUUGGCACGGCAAUGAAAGCCCAAGAGCAGAAGUGUAUCUAUCUGCCAUCAACGAGUCUACGGGAUACAUUGCUACUUGUUCCGCUUCCCACUUGAUGUUGCACACAAUCAACGCGAGACCAAUUGCCAGACUCGACCCUGUGCGCACGCCAAUUACGUCUCUGGCGUUUCAUGAACGUGAAUAUUCGCAUUUGGAUAUCCUUGCCACGGGUCACGACGAUGGUUCCAUCACGCUAUGGACAUGGAACGCAGAUGGAACUCCAGCUGGAAUGCAAGCGCAAUGGGAGUUUGUUGAAGUUCGUCGGAUGAAUUCUGGAGAGGGGGCAUCUAAUAUUGCUUUAGGAUCUGUCACUGCGCUCAAGUUUAUUGGUGAACGCCUUUGCGCUGGUUAUGCUUCUGGAUUGACCUAUAUGUGGAGUAUUCCUACCUAAUGUUAAUUGAAUCGUUGAUCGUCAGACUUGGUUGAUCGAGAGAUGAUAAUCCUUAGAAGGUGAGGGAUACUGUAGCUUGAGGACUUCCUAACAUUCUGAUCACACUCAAAUCGCAUUGGCCACCAGUCUAUCAGUAGUCUAUCAUAGUAAUGAUUAUGUAAUCGUCAAUUGCUUUCUUCCU
Messenger RNA from Suillus subaureus, 6222 nucleotides. RefSeq lists its product as uncharacterized. The coding region runs from base 132 to 6041 and encodes 1969 amino acids. The transcript is spliced from 31 exons. The record is from RefSeq and is a predicted model, not a curated record. NCBI's taxonomy places the organism in Eukaryota, Fungi, Basidiomycota, Agaricomycetes, Boletales, Suillaceae. Gene Ontology annotation, molecular function: protein binding.